Ostreobium quekettii is the source of this 888-nucleotide messenger RNA. NCBI's taxonomy places the organism in Eukaryota, Viridiplantae, Chlorophyta, Ulvophyceae, Bryopsidales, Ostreobiaceae. The record is from the annotation of a GenBank genome assembly.
AUGGGCGGCAGCCACGAGGACAGGUUCUGCCUGGACUUCGUGUCCCCCCACGUGGACCGCUCCAUCGUGCUGUACGACCUGGCCAUCGGCCUGCCCACGGCCGCCUUCCUGGCCUUCCUGGGCUGGGGCUUCCGCCACUCCGCGAAGAAGCUGCGUCGCUCGGGCUCCCACAUCAUGACCACCUACUACUGCUUCUUGUGGGCCGUCAGCCUGCUCAACCUCAUCCGCUGCUGCACCCAGAUCGGCCAGACGGAGAAGCACGGCCCGCACGUGAUGUGGAACCUGCUGUGGCUGAUGACGCGAUUCGGGAUGGUGCUGCUGGAGCUGUCCGUGGUGGUGUUCCUGCUGCAGGGCUACGUGACAUCGGGGCUGGAGGCCCUCAUACGCACGCUGGCCAUCUCAGGCGGCAUAGCCAUGAUCGAGACGGUCAUGAUGACCAUCUACAUCUUCGGCAUCCACGUGCCGCUGUUCAUGAAGAAGGACGACGGAGGCGGGGACGAAGAGGAGGACAUGUCCUGGGCCAAGUGGAGCUUCUGGCUCCUGCACCAUUUGGCGUUCAUGCUGGUGUACCUGCUCAUCCUGGUGGUGCCCUACACGCAGUGGAGGGACCUGUUGCCCGCCAAGCCGUCCUUCUACCGCUACGUGGCCGCCCUCUUCCUGCUGAGCCUGACGGCCGUCCUGGGAAGCAUCAUGAUCGGGUCACACGUGUCGUCGGGGUACUGCGUGUACGGGGUGGCAAGCUUCCUGUACUACGCGGCCUACCCGCCGCUGCUGUACUGGACGUUCCUGGCAGAGUUCUUUGCGGAUGACGAGCUGGACAGGGAGUUGAUGUACUACUCAGAGAUGAAGGAGGCCGGCUACUUUGAGGACAAUGGGAUCAACUUCUGA